UAUAAAACUUCGUUAUUAAGUAAAUAUCUCGCAUUUUAUAUCGUGUCGCCGAUCAGUGAAGUCCGGUGUUCAGUGUAAAUGUUUGUAAACGGCGUAGAAAUUAUAAAUACGCGACUGGAAAACAUAAGCAUAGACAGCGGCGACGUGAGCGAGAUGGAUUCACAAUCGAAAAAUUCAACAAUAAACUCGAAAGGAAAGUUGCCAGUUUUGGAUAUUCCACCUUCGCCCAGUAUUCAGAUCAAAGACACGGAUCAAACUCCACAAAGGAUUGACAACCCUUGGCUCUUAAGGGUACAGAAUGAUAUACCUUCGACUCCACCUCCCAAAGUUGAGAAACCAGGUGGAUUUUUUCCACAAAGAAUCGGAUAAAACAUACAAUAAUAUAAUCUGUAAGGCUAUAUUGAAUUUUGGAAUGGAAGGAUUUCUGCCGCGUACAGAUUGAACUUUCAUUUGUAAUAUCAGGUGUAAUGGAAAGAAUAGUUUGUGCAAUGAAAUAUGUGUUGUGAAUUCCAUAUCCGUGUUAACUAUUGAAUGACUGGACGGAGGUAUAGCAAUGUAAAUGUGUAUUGAAACUCGUGGCUGUUACAACGAACUAUUAAAUAAUUUCGGAUUUAGUGCUUGACUAUUGUGAGUAGAUUAGCUUAAAUUUAUUAUGAUUCAUUAUAAUGUUAGUUAAAUAAAUAUUUGGUACAACAA
This is a messenger RNA of Leptidea sinapis, 696 nucleotides long. RefSeq lists its product as uncharacterized. The coding region runs from base 79 to 369 and encodes 96 amino acids. The transcript is spliced from 2 exons. Lineage: Eukaryota; Metazoa; Arthropoda; Insecta; Lepidoptera; Pieridae. The record is from RefSeq and is a predicted model, not a curated record.